AUGGCAAGGACCCGUAAAUCGACAGUCUCUGCGGCACCACGACCACGAUCAAACGCUGCACAACCGCCAGCUGGACCGCCGCCACUACCCGACAUGAACGCACAAACCACGCUCGCCUCCUACUCUCGCUCGAUCGAAGAACACAUCACGACAAACCCCGACAAGGCGCUCGAGCUCUUCCGAGAAGCAUACCAUGAGCACAUCACGGCAGACCGCAUACACUCAACGGUUCAGCCAUACCUACGUCAGAACGCGCCCGAUCUGAACGAUGCGCUUGUAUCGCUGGUGGAAGGGAAAUUCCAAGCAUGCAGCAAGCAAGCUCAAGCGCAUUAUCGCGCACUUCAAAAGCCACCAUGGAGACGGGAUCACUUGACCAUCUGGUGCUUUUUCAGUUACAAUGGAGAUUUUCCAGGAUACAAAUUCGCAGGCGGUCUGCGGGACCUUUCGGAUGGAGAGAAGGAUUUCAGGCGAGCGAUGGUAUUGCUCAAUGACGCUCGGGCGCAGAGGUUCUUGGGGACGGACUACAGGAUGUUGGAGGAGCAGAGAACCCACGCCAGGAAUCGGAAGAAGGCGUGGGUUAUUGGUGAUAUCAGAGCUGCAAUUGAGGCGUGGAUAGCGGGCAGGGAGGGGAGGAGUUUGGAAAUGAUUGGGAAUCGGAGGAGGGAUGUGUUGGGGGAGGAGAAGAAGGAAGAUGGCAGGACUACGAGAUGGCAGAAGGUGAAAGCCAAAGCCAAAGACAAGACAGGCGGUGAGAGUGUGGACAGCGAGGGCGAGACGCCAGAAACCCAGGGACAUGGGCCUGCUGCAGGCGCUGCAGCUGGAGAUGGAGCUGGCAGGUGUGAAGGACAAGACGAAGACGACGACAACGAGAGACCAGAAGGCCAGAGAAAUGGUGCUGAGACAGGCGCUGCGGCUGGAGACGGCAGCUCUGAAGGGCAACAUGAGGACAGCGACAAUGACGAAGACGGAUCCAGCAGCGAGAAUGAUGACAAUGAUCAGCGCAGCACUGGCACUGGUGAGUCGAAUGGUUAUGAUGAUGAUGGGUUGAAUAGCGAUGAUGGGCCGAAUUGCAAUGAUGGGCUGAAUUGCAAUGAUGAGGCAAAUGGACACGAUGGGCCAAAUUGCAAUGAUGAGCAAAAUGGCAGCAAAGGCCGCCUUCCAGAACGCCUUCGCACGAAUCCGAGUGCAAGCAGAAGCGGGAGUCGGUCGCCGGAAGCGGGGCGGGGCGGGCGGGAACUCCGGCUUUCUGGCAAUUCAGACCCUCGCUCCUCCUUGAAUGGUUUCAACGACGACAUUGACGACCAAUUCCCGACCAACGACGAGUCCGUCCUUAGCCCCAAGCGUCCGUCCACGCCGCGCACGCCUUCUGGAGACAAUCAAGAAGAUUCCGGCGACAACGACACCGCUGGUCCUGGCUUUCCGCCCGGCAACGACGCGCCUUCACCAUCGCCUUCACCUUCCUUUCUACCGCUACCCUUACCGACACGUCUCAAAACUCCCGCAAAGUCCGCCAAGUCCAGUAUGUCUGAAGCACGACGUGUCAAGCGAGCACGCACGACCAUCUCGGCCCUUCACAACACGACAGGACUGUCGUUGCAGCCAUGGCUGGACCUCUUCUCGCCAGUGCCCGCGUCGUCGCAGUCACCAAUGCAGAGCUUUCUUGACGAGAGACGCGUUGAGGCCGCCAUCAAGACCGCCGACCGAAUACUGGCUGUCCUUCCCGCUACGAAUGCCGCUGACGAACAAGACGACCGCGCACUCGCCGUCAUCACUGCAGACAAGGUCGAUGUCUACGUACGCGCUCCCCACGAAACAUCAACCCGCGACGUCUCGCUCUUCUCGUCUCUCCACGCGCAGCUCGCGUCCUCCACCCCUCCGCCGCCACUGCCUAUGCCUCAGUUCCUCCCGCUUGCCGACCACAUGGCUGCCGAUACAGGCACGCGGAUCGCCAUCACCGCCGUUCAAGAGCUAGUUGUGGACAGAAUGCAGGAGGUGGAAGACUUGGACGUAUGGCGUCAGUGCCUUCAUAUGUCCGCAGCGCAGGCUGCGACUCCUCCACGAGACAUCUUCGAUAUCUACGUACCUGCACUCUCCAGCAAUCCAGAGAACGCAAUCGAGGGUCCCGUUCGGUCGGCACCCACUGCCAUCUUCAGUCGGGAGUCAAUCUUUGCAGCGAUGGACUCGUGGGUACACCUUCUCGGCCGCCUGAAGCGCACCAAGCGGCAGUCCGAAAUCAUCCGCGAACGCUUGCGCAACCUUGUCGAAGCCGACCCCGACAACGACGAAGAAGCAGGAGCAGCAGAAGGAGUGGAACAGGAGCUCGUCAGUCUUCGCCGUCUGAAGGAGACCUAUGAGAGGCUACUUCCCACACUCGGUUCCGGUGAAGCCCACCAGACGCUGCUCCAAUCAAUGCGUGAAGUGGAUACGAAGAUAUCGGCUCUUGCGCAAAACAGGAUCGACCCAGCCGUUGCUGCUGUACGGAAGAGAAGGGAGAGCAUGAUGAGAGCCCUUGCCAACAACAUUUGUCAGUACCAGGAUCAGAUCACUGAAGUCCAUGGGCAGAUCUGGCGGAGGAGAUUGGAGCUUACAUGGAAUGGCAAUGGCGUUCAUGCGGAGGGUGAUGAUGAUGAUGAUGACAAUCAUGAUGCAAACACUACUGAUAUUGGCGAGAGUGAGCACGCGUGCAAGGGCAUGACAAUGAUGGAUGGUGGCGAGAAGACCAUGGAAAUGCGUGCUGGCUACGAAGCUGUGAGAGUCAGAAGAAUCGACAGCCAUGCUUCGAGUGUGUAUGUAUACCAAAGCAAUGAAUUACCUACUGCAAUCUCAAUCUGA
Messenger RNA from Pseudocercospora fijiensis CIRAD86, 2832 nucleotides. RefSeq lists its product as uncharacterized. The coding region runs from base 1 to 2832 and encodes 943 amino acids. The record is from RefSeq and is a predicted model, not a curated record. Lineage: Eukaryota; Fungi; Ascomycota; Dothideomycetes; Mycosphaerellales; Mycosphaerellaceae. The transcript is spliced from 3 exons.